GAUCAUGGCCUCCUACAUUCCGUUACACUACAAUGAUCAGUGCGAAGACCCUUCUAAUUUAAUGCAAUUUUUAGACCACGAAGAGAAUGGUACUCUCAACUACAUCUCAAAGCUCUCACCCAUUUACAGCAUUCUCUCACUCCACACUAGUUACUCUACUUUAUCCACCAAUUCAGGCACUGCAAAAUUUCACUUCAGUGAAGUAUGACAUCUCUCAACGGUUCAGAAACAUUCCUCCUCGAUUGUAGGAACGGUACGGACAGUGUUUCGAACGUUUCGAAUAAGGGAAUGUAGUGAAAUCUGAAAGAGACACGACACAUCGCAGUAUCAGGUUCCAGCAAACUACAUCAGAAUUUAAAUUUUCAAAUCAGUAACUUAAACAGACGCCUUCACAGUAAAUAUGGCUACAGAUAAACUGCAGAUAACGAAUUAAAUUUUUGCUGCAGAUUUGUCAGUACAUAAGAAUGUUAUUUGACAGAUUCCACAAGAUGUCCCAUAAUCCUAUUAUACUUAACUUUCAUGAGGUUUUGCUACAUAAGUCUGAUACUGACUUGCUGGAUGGCCCACACUGGUUGAAUGAUAAUAUUAUAAGCUUUUACUUCGAAUAUCUCGAAAAAAUUGCUUAUAAAGAUGAGAAAAAGCUUUUGUUUGUUAGUCCUGAUGUUACUCAGUGUCUUAAAGUUUGCCCAUCUGAGGACUUGACAGUUUUCCUUGAUCCCCUGCAAGUGAAGGAACGAGAUUUCAUUUUCAUGGCUCUGAAUGACUGUGAAAAGGUAGAUUCUCCUGGUGGUACACACUGGAGCCUUCUAGUCUACAGCAAACCAGAGGACACCUUCUUUCACUUUGAUUCUUUAUCGCAAAGUAACUUCAAGCAAGCAUGGAAACUGGCUGCCAAUCUGUUUAUGUACUUAUCAAGUUAUGGCAAGGGUGAUUUCCAGGAAAUAGACUCAUUACAGCAAGUGAAUAGAUAUGACUGUGGCAUUCAUGUCCUUUGCAAUGUUGAUCUUGUUGCAGACUUCUGUGCAAAAUAUAAUAAAAUAAAAGGAUGUGGAAAAGUUUUGGAAUAUAAUGUUGCAACAAAACGAACUGAGAUAUUAGAUUUAAUAGAAAGUCUUUCAAAAUAGUAAACAAUCAAAUCUGUACAUCUUUAAUUGCUCUGCAAUAUUUACUUCAGUGUAAUAUUAGUUUGGAAUGGUUGUGUUCAAAGAUAGCAUGGAGAAUUACAUUAUGUAAUGAGAUAAUCUAUAGAUUUAUCAAUAAAAAUAUUCUCUGAGAGCUGUUUA
Molecule: messenger RNA, 1283 nt
Organism: Cryptotermes secundus
Lineage: Eukaryota; Metazoa; Arthropoda; Insecta; Blattodea; Kalotermitidae
Gene: Den1
Product: sentrin-specific protease 8
Exons: 2
Coding region: 465-1124 (219 amino acids)
Biological process (GO): proteolysis
Molecular function (GO): cysteine-type peptidase activity; deNEDDylase activity
Source: RefSeq, a predicted model, not a curated record